Messenger RNA from Anthonomus grandis grandis, 1254 nucleotides. RefSeq lists its product as uncharacterized. NCBI's taxonomy places the organism in Eukaryota, Metazoa, Arthropoda, Insecta, Coleoptera, Curculionidae. Bases 414 to 1136 code for a protein of 240 amino acids. The transcript has 5 exons. The record is from RefSeq and is a predicted model, not a curated record.
CAUACAUAGCCCAAACGCCAAAAACGCGCGUGAAUUUUCUAAAAUUAAAUUCGGAAAAUAUUUUCGGUCGUGUAACGUCAUUAACCAGGCCUAGUUUUCGCAACAACGCUCCUGAUCAGUCUGCGAAGGUGACAUUUGCGUGAAUUUUUACCCAGAGGAAAACUCGUGGUUUGAUUUUUACAGGAAUCGUAGAAACCCUACAAGGAAACAAUUAAAUUGUCAUUAAGUGCAGUUGGGGGCCCGUCUGGUGUUCCACUUAAUAAAUUAAUUUUUUCAGUGUUUGGCACGCGGUGACAUUUGAAGGACUAUUUAGUUAGUUUCGGAUUUUUUUUUGGUCAAGUGAGAGUGAUUUGGAUUAUAACUAAAUAAUACUUAAAGUGAAAAUAUCGUAUGAGCAAAAAGUGCCCCAAGUGAUGUUUCUUCAGGAAUAUUGCAAAUGUUGCCUGCUUCUCUUUCUAUCGCUUGCCCAUAAAGCAGUGCUCGCCUUACCACUAUCAGAGAUCGAAGAUGCAGACAACGUUUUAGUAAGGACAGUACCACAUGGCGCUACGGUCGUUUUGGAAUGUAGAAGCAAUGAUCCCACACAUAAUUUCCAAUAUUGGCAUUUAUUAAAUUCGGGAAUCAUUAUUGGUCCUGAAAAUGAGUUUGAUAAAGCCAAGUAUAGGUUUGAGGUGUUGUCGGGGAAUUUGACCAUAAGGGCAGUAUCAAAGGAAGAAGAAGGCCUUUACGAAUGUGUUUCCAGAGGAGUAAAAGGUGAAAACGUGAACGUUAAGGUGAUUCGAAUGUUGGUUAAAAGAGACUUGGAAGAUAUAUAUUUGAACGACUAUAAUAUAAACCUUAUCCGGAUUCUAAUUGCGGCCAUUACCCUAGUUUUGUUGUCUAUGGGGGGCUGGUUUGUCUACAGAAUUUGGAAAGAUAGAUACAGAUAUCCCAGUUACUUACAACCAGAAGAAGAAGAUGAUGAUGACAGUACCGAGGAACUCUUCAGCCAGCCAAGUACGUCGAAACAAUCGAGUUCCGUAAACAACAUCGUACCUCCGAAGCAAAAGUCCAUAAUUAAAGAACGUUCACCAUUUGACGACGUUGAUAUAAGCACCGAUUUUAAGAGUAUUUUAGAGGCAGCUAAUGAAAAAUGAAUCUCAACACGCAGUUUUCUUAGAUAAAUUCAUUAAAAUUAGUUAGUUUUUAAGACUUAAUGAUCAUAUUUAGUUUGUAACUAUUUUAGGAAUUAUUAAAACUUUAUUUACUAAAGGA